GCUAGGUUGGCAAGGGUGGCCAACUUGGAUGGAUUGGUUGGGAAGGGACAAAGGUCAAAGUUGAGGUUCCUAUAGGGAGGGAAUCUUUGUGCUUAUGGGGUUUCCUUGGUUGGGGACUCUCUUGGGACCUUCCCUCUCAUCCCUCUCCUCCUAUCCCAACCUUUCUCUUGCUCCUUCUAAUUCCUUGUUGUGAUGCACCCUCUCACACACUGGGUGAUUGAUUCAGGGUGCACCAGUCACAUGACCCCACGGGCAGAUUUGCUUGAUGAGGUAAAACCCCCUGGGAAGAUCAAGUAUGUGGCAGCAGCGUCAGGUGCUUUGCUCCCCGUGAUUGGUGUUGGGAAUGCCAAGCUGCCCAUCAUCCCUUGGAAUGGGAAGACUCCAACAGCAGCAACGGCAGCAGUGGCAAAGGCAACAGCAGGAGGAGAUGCAACUGCACCAACUGAUGGGGUCCUGGAAGCAGUCAAGAAAGUGCAGCAGCAGCAGACACAUGGUGAGAAGCUGACAGUGUCAAGGGAUGUGAAGUUUCUUGAGUCCCUGUACUACAAGGAAUGGAAGCAGCAGCAACAGAAGCUUCCAUCUACACCGCUCAUUGUGGAGGCAGAUGAGGUGCAGCAGCCUUCAAGACAGGUGGAGGUUGCAGUGUCAGAGGAGGAGAUGUCUGGGGUGACUGAGGAAGGGGGAGCAGCUGAAGUAGAGGAGCAGCAGCAGCAGCAACAUGAGUCUCCACCUCGAGUUCCACACCCGCCUGAGCGACCUAGGAGGGAUGUGCGCCCUCCGGUGAGGCAAACCUAUGGGGGAAGAGGCAAGCCGAAUGUGGUGCAGGCUGGGAGUGUGGUUGAGCAGAUUGAGGAAGAUGAGAUUGCAUUGUGCUAUUGGGCUGCAAUUCCUCAGCCUAAGGUACUGACGCUAGCUUCAACUCAGUAAAAGCGGAUGGCACCAGCAUUGGGGGUUAUGUGUGCUUGCUAGGAGGUGGUGCUGUGAGCUGGCCCAGCAAGAAGCAGAAUGAGGUGGGAUUGUCUUCAUAUGAGACUGAGUACAUGGCCUUACACCAUGGGGCCAAGGAAGUAGUGUGGCUAAGGCGUUUGUUGGAGGAGUUGGGAGUUGGUCAGGAGGAGCCGACAGUUGUGUUCUGUGACAAUGAGUCUGCUGUGAAGCUCGCCAAGAAUGCUUGUCUGCAUGGGCUGACAAAACACAUAAGGCCUAAGUGGCACUGGGUGAG
Closterium sp. NIES-67 is the source of this 1222-nucleotide messenger RNA. The record is from the annotation of a GenBank genome assembly. Lineage: Eukaryota; Viridiplantae; Streptophyta; Zygnematophyceae; Desmidiales; Closteriaceae.